AUGAGAAUACCACAUACUAUCCCAAAGAAUGCAUAUGAGGUGUAUAAACCCUCCAGGACAACUUUGAAUCUUGUUGGGGAGGAUGCAAGACCCAUCAAAGCUGAAAAUAUCACUUGGGAUGAAGAUAUACCGCCAACUCUAGUUACAUUGUGUGUACAGAGCCUUGUACAGUCAUUCAAAGACAGGCCAGUACUAGAUUUACUGCCACCAGAAGCACUUGACCUGUUACUGGAAACAUUACCAACUGACCUUCCUGUAAAACUUACUGUCCCACUGAUUAGAGAUGGAAUUUACUGGGAAAGAAGUGCUCGUAACCGUUGGAAAAGUAUGAAUGACGUACAUGACUAUGGAGGGUCAUGGAAGCGACUGUAUAUAGAACGGCAUCUGCAAGAUGAAUUGGAGAUGAUGCCUGUGGAAAAUUUUGUUGGUCAGGAGGUCGCAGUGCUUGUUUCUCUGUGUUCCUCAUAUGUGCAUCGCCUACGUCUACGGCAGCUUAAGGUUGCCCGAUUGCCUCCAUUAAUGGAGGGGCCUGAUGAAUGUUCCACUGAACUUCCUCCCAUGAAUCAUAUAGAUCUUGCACUCAUCAUCAGAGGUCUUACAGAACUUGAGGAGCUGGACAUAGUUUUUGGGGAGCUGAAUUGUGGCAUGGAUUUUAAAUGGUCGUUUUUCAAGUUUGCUGUAUCUGAUUGCCAUAAUAUUGGCAUAGGCAUGGAAAGCCUUCAGCACAUUACAAUUCUAAGGCUACAUCGUUGUACGUUGGAUGACAUCCGCCUUGCUGCUCUGCUACAACAUCUUGUCAACAAUAAAACACUAAUUGAACUGGAUUUUUCACAUUGUUUGGUGGGUGAUGCAGGUGCAAUGGCCUUAGGAAAGUUGCUACAAUCUCAUCCGACAUUGAAUAUUCUAAAUCUGUGUAACAAUAUGAUUGGGUCAAAGGGUGCAGAGGGUCUGGCAUAUGGCAUUUCUCAUGGUGGAAACUGUCCUCUGAAGUGCCUUAACCUGCGUCUUAAUUCAAUGAUAAAGGAUGAGGGAGUGGCAUUCCUCUGUGCAGCAUUGGCAUUGAUGGAAGAAGGACGGUUGGCGGAACUUAACUUAGCUGGAUGUACUAUUACUUCAGUUGGGGCUUUGAGUAUUGGGGAGAUGCUGGUCAAGAAUCAGAGUCUCCGAAUACUUGACCUCUCCAACAACCAACUUGAUGAGAAAGGAGGGAAAUAUCUUGAAGAUGGUCUGAAACAUAACCAGACACUACUGCAGCUUGAUCUAAGAGUGACAGGUAUUUUAGAAGAAAAUAGUUUAAAUAUAAUGCUUGACCUACAAAAAAAUAAAGAACUACACAAGAAACAACAGAAAAAAUUACGAAAAGCUUAUAAAAGUCGAGUUUAUUUCCAAGAUAUGGUGUAAAACAGAGUAUUUCUAGGACAUUGUGGAUGUGAAGAAAUGCAGAAAUUUUCAACAUUUGGAGGGCC
Messenger RNA from Schistocerca cancellata (South American locust), 1466 nucleotides. Its product is annotated as dynein regulatory complex subunit 5. The transcript has 8 exons. Lineage: Eukaryota; Metazoa; Arthropoda; Insecta; Orthoptera; Acrididae. The coding region runs from base 1 to 1401 and encodes 466 amino acids. The record is from RefSeq and is a predicted model, not a curated record. Gene Ontology annotation, molecular function: protein binding.